GGUGUGGCGAAAAAGAUACGGAUUCGAGAGAAGUUGUCAUACGCAAGCGCUGUGCUUGUUGCAGAAGAAAAUAAAAUAUCGAUUUUUAUGGAGUAGUUGUGUGUGGUAUUAAAUUUUUCUCACUUGUGCAAAAUAGCAGGGUGUUGUGAGAAGACCGUGAGAUAGUGCAUCUGUUUGGCACUGACCACCAAACCGUCAAAUUCCACCAUCAAAUGGAUAUCUAGUAAAGUUUGCCCUGCCCCAAAACAACUUCCACAAAAAAUCUUCUCCGUUUUACACGAGCCCAUCGUCGCCAAGAGUGUUGGUGUGGUGUUGAGCCAGUUUUCCUGUUCCGUGCAGAGGCAAUCUUGCAGUGAAAUCACGCCAGAAAGCAUCCUCGACAGUGAAUCAUGACGAAGGAUAGAUUAGCAGCACUUGUCGCGGCCCAGAGCGACGAUGAUGACGUCGGGCCGGACGAUGUUGCUGUUAAUGUGGAGGGAAGGGAUGGCUUCAUGGAUGACUUCUUCAAUGAAGUCGAAGAGAUACGGGAGAUGAUAGACAAGAUCCAGACAAAUGUGGAGGAAGUGAAGAAAAAACACAGUGCAAUUCUAUCAGCGCCUCAAUCUGAUGAGAAGACAAAGCAGGAGUUGGAAGACCUUAUGGCCGACAUAAAGAAAACUGCCAAUAGAGUCCGUACUAAGCUAAAGGGCAUUGAACAGAACAUCGAACAAGAGGAACAGGCUAACAAGUCCAGUGCUGACCUACGAAUACGCAAGACACAGCACUCGACCCUCUCGCGAAAGUUUGUUGAGGUGAUGACGGAGUACAACCGGACUCAGACGGACUACAGAGAAAGGUGCAAAGGGAGAAUACAGAGACAGUUAGAAAUUACGGGUAGAACUACAACCAAUGAGGAGUUGGAAGAGAUGUUAGAGCAAGGGAAUCCAGCGGUAUUCACUCAAGGAAUUAUUAUGGAAACGCAACAAGCCAAACAGACUCUGGCAGAUAUUGAAGCUCGACAUGCAGAUAUUAUUAAGUUAGAGAAUUCAAUCAGAGAACUUCAUGAUAUGUUCAUGGAUAUGGCAAUGCUAGUCGAGAGCCAGGGUGAUCUCGUGGAUAACAUUGAGCAUCAUGUUGAACAGAGUGGAAGUCACGUGGAGAAGGCUCACGGGGAGCUGGUACAGGCCAGAGAGUAUCAGUCGAAAGCCAGAAAGAAAAAGAUUUACAUAAUGAUUUGCCUGCUAAUUACCUUAGUGAUUAUAGCAAUUAUUUUAGCAAUACUGCUAUAGAAAUCCACGGAAUAAAUUUAUGAAAUAUCAAUUUGUAUAAUGACCAUUGGAGAAAAUCAACACAGAGGAACAUAUAUAAAAAGAAAUGAUCAUUUCAAGAAAAUAUAAAUGGAUAUUUAAUGUGGAAAUUUUUCAUUUUCUUCGCUGCCGUUUUACUUCAGUUAUUUUUUCCUCGUGAAAGAAUUAUCAAUUUCAUAAUUAUGCAGGACUUUUUUUUCUUAAAUUUCUUUUACAAUCGUUUCGAUAGUUAGUUGAUUUUCAGUUUUGUAGAGUGCGUACAUUGUUUUCACACGAGAAAAGCUUUUAAGGUUUUCUAAUGGAUUGUUAAUGCAAUCAUAAAAAAUACAAGAGAAGUAAUUCAAUUCAAUUUUGUUUGUAAGAGUGCUCUUUUACAAGAACAUUCUCGAGGUGUGAAUCGUGUGAAAAGAAUGUAAGAAUGAGAAUUAUUCUUGAAGAUAAAUACUUUGGCAAAACUUUUUAUGCAAAAUAAGCACAGAGCUUCACAAUUUUAAUAAGGAUUCUUGCUAGUUUUGAAAUGAAUUAAGUGCAUUUCUCAAAAAAAAGCUUGUUGCACUUUUGAUCCAGUUGAGAAGGCGUUUUCAUUAGCGAUUUGACAAAUUUCUAGAGUGUGAUUUAUCACGCUUGCAAAUGUAAUUUGUACCUCACGUAGAUGUUGAAGAGAAGAAUUGUUUAGCUGAUAAAGGUAUAUUGAGCAUAUAGGAUAAAUAUACUAAUACCAUGCACUUUAUGCACCCCUCCUGCAGAAGAAGAUCAUGAUUCUGCUAUGUCUCACUGUCCUGGGUAUUAUUGUGGCCGCCUACGUCAGUAGCUACUUUAUGUAAAGAACAUGAGAGUAUAAGAAAAGAAAGUUAUCCACAAAGUAAACAUUUAAAACUUGUGAAGUCAGCAAAAAAAUGCUACCACCUCUCACCAUCAAAGAAUCAUCACAAUUAUCACCACUGAACCAUGAACAGCAAAAGAAAGCAAAAAAAAGAGCAACUAACAAUGUAGCAGAUGAGAAAAAAAGCAUAUUAUAGAAGUGUCCAAAAAAUAGAAAGCUAUCAAUAACUGUUGUGUGGAUUUUAUGAUUUUCCUGUGUUCUGUUACUCACUGACACCACCAAAUAAUUAAUCACAUAAAUUUUGAAGAGAGAUACAAUGUAUACCGAUUUAUUUUGUAAACUUGUGCGUUGUUUUCAACGUGAUGUGUAUAAUUUUUGCUGUCUCUUUGCGUUGCCACCCCCUCAGUUUUGAUGUUUUCGAGCAAUGAUAUUUGAGAGCACUGAGAAAUAUUACAAGUAAUCCUUUAUUGGAAACCUGGAAAGAGUGAAAUGUGGCGUCUUAUAUGCUGUUGAUAAUAAUACAGACGUGGCAAGGUGACAUGAGUCGAGUUGAGAGUGUAAAUUUUUCACAAAUAUCAUCAAUCUUUCCUCUCAGGUACAUUAGAUAUUUGUACAACCAGAAUUUUUCAUUCCCUUGGUUUCCGUAGACUUUUUGUACAACACUUUUUGUCCCUUCUGUUUUUUUUUUCUUUUUGAAUCACCAUCGCAAAGAGUAUAUAUUUGUAUAUUGUGAAAAUUUGUGAGCCAAAAUUGCUGUGCAUUCUAUAUACUGAAACUCUUGUGUUAUUCAAUUCGACAGAAGAAGAUCAUUAUUUUGGUCUGUUUGAGCAUCCUUUUGAUUAUCAUUGCCGCAACGAUAGCCGGAUAUUUUGGCUUUUGAAUUCGCCAUCACAUUGAGAUCACAAUUGGAUAUCUUCGUGUUGAAAGAGUUAAAAAAAUAAAAACCACAUUCGACAAAAAGAGACAAAAGAAAGAAAUACUUUGUUUUCAAUCAUUGGGCCAUUGCUCACUGUUUUGAGGAGUGAAGUGAUAUGUUUUUCGGUUUGUUUUUUGGAAAAUUGAAGGGAAAAGAGGAUGUAGUAUGUUAUAAAUUUUAAUGAUAUUCCAUUCGUUUACUCAUUUGUAGCUAAUUUACACAUUAACACGCAAAAUGUGUGAUGUGAAGAUGACGGCUGUAGAAGAUGUGUUUGUCAUUUCAAGAGCAUGGCAAAAGGAGGAGUUUUAUGCUCUUUGAUUAAUUUGAAAAUUCCCGUUUUUGGAAGGAGAAGAAGAACGAAAUGGAAGAAAGAGAAAAAUGAAUUUUAGUUGAUUGUAGUGAUUUUUUGAU
This is a messenger RNA of Phlebotomus argentipes, 3436 nucleotides long. It is a transcript of the gene Syx1A, whose product is annotated as syntaxin-1A. The record is from RefSeq and is a predicted model, not a curated record. Bases 390 to 1268 code for a protein of 292 amino acids. Gene Ontology annotation, biological process: synaptic vesicle fusion to presynaptic active zone membrane; exocytosis; intracellular protein transport. Gene Ontology annotation, molecular function: SNARE binding; SNAP receptor activity. Lineage: Eukaryota; Metazoa; Arthropoda; Insecta; Diptera; Psychodidae. The transcript is spliced from 8 exons. Gene Ontology annotation, cellular component: presynaptic active zone membrane; SNARE complex; endomembrane system.